GCCCUGCCGCGGCCAUGGCCAGUGACAGCGGCGGGCCCGGCGCGCUGAGCGCCAGCGAGCGCGACCGGCAGUACUGCGAGCUGUGCGGGAAGAUGGAGAACCUGCUGCGCUGCGGACGCUGCCGCAGCUCCUUCUACUGCUGCAAGGAACACCAGCGCCAGGACUGGAAGAAGCACAAGCUGGUGUGCCAGGGCGGCGAGGCCCCCCGCGCGCAGCCCGCGCCGGCGCAGCCCCGCGUCGCGCCCCCGCCCGCUGGGGCCCCCGGAGCCGCGCGCGCCGGCAGGGCGGCCCGGCGCGAGGACAGCGCGGCGGCCUCGCGCGUACCGGGCCCGGAGGACGCGGCGCAGGCCCGGAGCGGCCCCGGCCCGGCUGAGCCCGGCUCCGAGGAUCCUCCUCCGGCUAGUCGGUCUCGGCCGGAGCGCGCUAGCCUGUGCCCAGCGGGCGGCGGCCCCGGGGAGGCGCUGAGUCCCAGCGGUGGGCUGCGGCCCAACGAGACCAAGCCGCUGCCCGCGCUGAAGCUGGCGCUGGAGUACAUCGUGCCGUGCAUGAACAAGCACGGCAUCUGCGUGGUGGACGACUUCCUGGGCAGGGAGACCGGGCAGCAGAUCGGCGACGAGGUGCGCGCCCUGCACGACACCGGCAAGUUCACGGACGGGCAGCUGGUCAGCCAGAAGAGUGACUCUUCCAAGGACAUCCGGGGGGACCAGAUCACCUGGAUCGAGGGCAAGGAGCCCGGCUGCGAGACCAUCGGCCUGCUCAUGAGCAGCAUGGACGACUUGAUCCGCCACUGCAGCGGGAAGCUGGGCAACUACAGGAUAAACGGCCGAACGAAAGCCAUGGUUGCGUGUUACCCAGGCAAUGGAACAGGCUACGUCCGUCACGUUGAUAACCCAAAUGGAGAUGGAAGAUGUGUGACAUGUAUAUAUUAUCUAAAUAAAGACUGGGAUGCCAAGGUAAGUGGAGGCAUACUUCGAAUUUUCCCAGAAGGCAAAGCCCAGUUUGCUGACAUUGAACCCAAAUUUGAUAGACUGCUGUUUUUCUGGUCUGACCGGCGCAACCCUCACGAAGUGCAACCGGCAUAUGCUACAAGGUACGCAAUAACUGUUUGGUAUUUUGAUGCAGAUGAGCGAGCAAGAGCGAAAGUAAAAUAUCUAACAGGUGAAAAAGGUGUGAGGGUUGAACUUAAUAAGCCUAAUUCAGUCAGCAAAGAUGUCUAGCAGAGCCUUAGGUCCAGCAGAACCCACUUCACCUACAGCCACUCGGUUGCCUUCUGCGGACUCGGGCCCACGUGGACGGGAUGAACAGAGACGCCUGGCGGC
Molecule: messenger RNA, 1319 nt
Organism: Acomys russatus (golden spiny mouse)
Lineage: Eukaryota; Metazoa; Chordata; Mammalia; Rodentia; Muridae
Gene: Egln1
Product: egl-9 family hypoxia inducible factor 1
Biological process (GO): peptidyl-proline hydroxylation to 4-hydroxy-L-proline; cellular response to hypoxia
Cellular component (GO): cytoplasm; nucleus
Molecular function (GO): peptidyl-proline 4-dioxygenase activity; L-ascorbic acid binding; ferrous iron binding
Source: RefSeq, a predicted model, not a curated record